AUGUCUCUUAUCUCACGUUCCUUUGUGUUUGCACAUCAGUCCUUGUUAGUUUUAGUCCCUGCUACACUUGUCUUACAUCUUGUCGAAAGCUUUGAUGAGGACAGGCAAAGUGAAUUUGGCUCGAAAUUCAUCCAUAGGCAGUUGAUGGAUGAUAAUUCAUUUGAGAUUGGGCUAGCCGACAUUGUCGCAUCUUGUGAAAAUGAGAUUUUUAUUUUUCGAUGUCCUCUCAGAAUGAGAAAAAGAUUAUUAUUUAUAAUCCGAUGGUUUAAAAGUUUAGGCAUAAAUAUAAUCAACUUAUUAAUUUUUGGAGCAUUAAGACACACACCUAUAACAACAUAUAAGGAAAAUGAUUACAAAUUUUUAAUAAAUAAUAUGUUAAAAUCGACAAACAACCUUAAGUCUCUACAUCUAUGUUCCAACGUUCUGAUAUUAAGAAAAGCAUUCAAGCCCAGUGGCUGCAUUUCAGGUUUACUCACUACGCAAAUUAAAGCCAAAUGCCACAAAUUCUGCACCACGGCGUUCCAUAAUAAUGCCAAGAAGAAUCGACUUGAGCAGAUGGUUGCCCUUUACCUGACAAGUGGUAAAUGUUCCGCAUUUAGACAAAAUAUGACUACCAAUCCACCAACUGGUGACAACAACCUCAUUGAUGCAGCACAAGAUUCGUUUGUAAAACGCAGUGUACUUAUGGCAUUUUAUCCUCUAAAAAAGUGCACAUUGAUGUUAGCAAAUAAGAAAAUUAUUAACAGCAAGGCAAGUUAUGUUGAUGAGCUUCCAAUAUACCUUAGAAUCUACAAAAUUAGUGUAAACCAUCAUAGGAUUUUAUUUUGCAUGGUUAUCCUACGCGACUAUCUUUGUUUAGUCCCUUUACCUUCUCUGUAA
Messenger RNA from Echinococcus granulosus, 879 nucleotides. RefSeq lists its product as hypothetical. The transcript has 6 exons. The coding region runs from base 1 to 879 and encodes 292 amino acids. The record is from RefSeq and is a predicted model, not a curated record. NCBI's taxonomy places the organism in Eukaryota, Metazoa, Platyhelminthes, Cestoda, Cyclophyllidea, Taeniidae.